GGCGGUGGAGGUGUUAAAUCCCUGAGAAUGUGGUUGAGGUUUUAUGACAUAAUUUGCUUAUUAUUAUUAUUAAGUACGAAAUCAAUGUUGGAUCAAUCCGAGGAAUGAACAAGAAUUCAGGGUAAUCUUCACACUCUCCCCCUUUUCCACCGCAGUCCACUCCACACCACUUCUCCCUCCUAACUCCUACCAAAUCAUCUUCUCAAACCUUCCUCAAGGUUGCUCUUUUCUCAAACACCUUACGCUUGUGAACAUUUUAUUGAUUUAUAGUUAUGGGGGGACAAAUUAUGGCUUCAGGGAAUGGCCUUACUUGCUUCCACCAAUUAUAUACUCCACUUAGUUGUAUGCGUGGUUUCCAGCAUUUUCACCAUUCUUUACAUCCUCAUUCAGCUCUGAAUUUUAGCCAAAAGUAUCCCCCUUGUGAGGUUUACAUGGUUUCUAUGUGGGUACCCAAGUCCAAGAUUCCUAGGACAAGUUUCAUAACCGGGUGCAUAAGGGUGAAUAAUUCACUUCUUGUUCGGAAUAGAGUUUCUACUAUUGAGAGUGAAGAAGAGGACAGUGAUGAAUUGAACCCAAGUGAGAAAUUGGGAUUUGAAGUUGAACAGAAAUUACCUCCUUGGGGAAAGUUAGGGACUUUCAAAGAUUUAGAUUCAGAACCUGGUGAUUUAAAGGAGCCCAGGUCAGUUUCUGAAGGAAAGGUUAUGUUGAAUGUAAAAAGAGUUCAUUUUUUGGAGGAAACUGAUGAAGAAACUUUGUCAAAGCGAAUUUUGGUGCUUAGUAGGACCAACAAGAUCAGAAGUGCAUUGGAAUUGCUCAGGUCCAUGGAAUUAUCGAGCCUGUGUCCGAACUUACAUGCCUGCAAUUCAGUUUUAUCUUGUCUCUUGAGGAAUGGGUUACUAGAUGAUGGCCUUAGAGUGUUUGAGUUCAUGAAGACAAAGAAUAUGACCACAGGACAUACUUAUAGCUUGAUACUAAAAGCUGUUGCUGGUGCUAGAGGAUCUGAUGCUGCCCUUCAAAUGUUUAGUGAAAUAGAAGGAGAUUGCCAAGCUAUGAAUAGUUUUGAUACAAUUGUUUACAAUACAAUGAUAUCAGUUUGUGGUAGAGUGAACAACUGGUUUGAAACACUGAGAUUAUGGAGAAGUAUGAAAGAAAAUCAUCAUAGUGAAACAAGGGUAACUUACAGUCUCUUAGUUACCAUUUUUGUUCGAUGUAAUCAGAAUGAACUAGCCUUUGAUGCUUACUGUGAGAUGCUUCAAAGAAAAUUUGAACCAGGUAGUGACACAAUGCAAGCUAUAAUUGGUGCUUGUGCAAAAGAAGGAAAAUGGGAUUUUGCAUUGAAUGUUUUCCAAAACAUGUUGAAGAGAAAUGUCAAGCCAAAUCCCAUUUCAUGCAAUGCACUCAUUAAUUCACUUGGGAAAGCUGGGGAGGUCAAACUAGCAUUUGGGGUGUAUGAUAUUAUGAAAUCUUUAGGCCAUUCACCGGAUGCAUAUACAUGGAAUGCAUUACUUAGUGCACUCUACAGGGUGAAUCGACAUGAUGAUGCUCUUCAGCUCUUCGAGAACAUCAAGCAAGAGAAAGAUUCUCAGUUGAAUUCGCAUUUGUAUGAUGUGGCUUUGAUGUCUUGCUCGAAGCUUGGUUUAUGGGAGAGAGCUUUGCAGCUUUUGUGGCAAAUGGAAACUAAUGGAGUCUCAGUUUCAACUGCAUCAUAUAAUCUUGUUAUUAGUGCUUGUGAGACAGCAAGGAAGGCUGAUAUUGCAGUGCAAGUGUACGAUCACAUGGUUCACCAGAAGUGCAUCCCAGACACAUUAACUCAACUUUCCAUAGUUAGAGUUUGCAUUUGGGGUUCUCUCUGGGAUGAGGUAGAGGAUAUCCUGAAACAGGCUGCACCAAACGCAUCCCUCUACAAUGCAGCCAUUCAAGGAAUGUGUUUAAGAGGCGAGAUCAAUUUAGCGAAAAAGCUUUAUGCAAAUAUGCGCAGCUGCAACCUUCAACCAGAUGGGAAAACAAGGAAUUUGAUGCUUCAAAAUUUGAGGAAAAAAAGCUCAGUUAGAUACAAAUCUAGACGAGCUUUUCCUCACCGAAAGAAGGCGAAAUUUUCUUUGAUGUCAUUGUGAGUGUAACCAAACAUCACAAAGCAGAGAAAGCAAAUUAAUGGAGUCUCAGUUUCAACUGCAUCAUAUAAUCUCGUCGUUGGGAUUUGAAUCGAGUGCUAAGUUGUAUGACAUGAUGUGGUUUAAUCAUACAGGACAAGACCCACCGCUUUAUGGCAUUGGACUGUCUUCAUCGAGUUUUGAGGUUUUACCUGAGUGUCCAUGCCACAAAUCAGGCUUCGAAUCGUAUAUGGGACCACUUAGACAGUGUAACUCCCAAACUAUUGACUGUUCUGCGAAAAGGAAUGCUUACCCAGGAUGUCCAACAUGAUAAACUUGUGGAGUUCUGUGUGACCAUAGCAGAAUACAAUCUUGAUUAUGCCAUCAAUCAUAUGAUUUUAGAACCGCUUAAGCAAGAUAGUCUUAGUGAAGCAAAGGUCACGAUAUUGGUCACUAUAUUCCAAAGGUGAAGGCCGCCAUUGAGUCAAUUUCGCGGUCUUGCCAUAAAUCCUAUAGUCAGGCACUUCUAACUUCUUCAAAGACUGCUAUAGAUGCUGUUACAAAAAUAUAAUCUCAUCUCUUCCAGUCUGCGCUAAAGUGCAUAUCAUAUCUUAUUGAAGAGGUUGGCCGAAGUGAUAAAAUUGCAGAAAUAAUUCCUCAACAUGGCAUAAGUAUCGAUCCCAUUGUUCGUGAGGAAGCAGUGCAAGUACUUACCUGGAUUUUAAGAUAUCUUCCUCACCGUCGAUUUGCAGAGAGGGAUGGCGAACUUUAUUCUGCGGCUACCUGAUGAGUUCCCUCAUCUAAUUCAAAUGUCACUUGGGCGGUUGUUGGAACUAAUGCGUUUUUGGAGAGCCCGUGUAAUUGAUGAUAUGUUAGACUAUGACACUCAAAAUGCAAAGUGCGUGGGACAGGUUAACAAGGGAUUCAAAAGAUCUUCUUUCCAUCGAUCGGGGGAACCUAUUGAAUUUCGUGCAUCUGAGAUAGAUGCUGUUGGUCCCAUCUUCCUUGGUUCUGUGGAAAGUCAAAUUAGAGAUUCGGCAUUGGAAUUUGGAACUACUACGAUGUGUUCGUGCUUUAAGGAAUGAUGUGCGUGAACUUUCAUCUCGUGGGCUGGCAGACUAUACUUUAAAAUAUGGAGCCAGACCAAUCUUUAUAAAAUAUGUCCUUGAGGAGCAUGGGGAUGACAUUGUUCAGAGCUGUUAUUGGGAUUCUGGGUGUCCAUUUGAUUUAAGAUGAGGAUCUGAUGCAAUCCCUCCUGAUGCGACAUUUCAGUCUAUAAUAUUUGAGAGCCCUGCUAAGAAUAGGUGGGUUCGUUGUCUUUGUGAGCUUGUCAAAUAUGCUGCAGAGCUUUGCCCAAGUUCUGUUCAGGAGGCAAAGUAAGUAUAUAUUUAUAAAGUUUGCACACAAGCUUGGCUUGUUAUCUUUGCUCUUCAUAUCUGGGGAUGCUGAAAAACAGUGGCUUUCUGUCAGAGAUUUUUUUAGCUUGCCAUAGCUUCCUUAUUCCUAACAAUUGAAACUUCUGGGAUGAUUAGUAUAAAACUGCACUAAAAGUGCAGAGCAUGGUUAUUAUAAAGGUGUUUGGUUUCAUCCUAGGCAUGUUUAGUCCAAUGCUGAGCGUUUUGUUGAAAAAACAAAAUUAAAAGCGUUUGGGACAGCUGUAACACCUGCACCCCUCGGAUCAAAUGAAUCUUGAAUACCCGCCCGAGAAGUGGCUCUGCAGAACAUUCGUCUUACCCUCCGGCGUGUGCUUGAUACCUGUGCUUUAGGGAGAAGAAGGGAAUACCCAAGGCUGGUACCUUUUGUUACUAAUAUUGGUCACCCAUAAAACCUGCAUUGCCAACUUCUAAUGAUUUAUGUUGGUGGAUCAAAUAUAACCCAGUUUUGGCAAAUGUGUGUUCUUGGGGUAAAACCAGGUUGAAUUUGUAUAUCUUGUAUCUCUUAUUUUCAUUAGACUUUUGUAAUCUAUGAGCUUCUAUUAACUAUGAAAUUCCUUGCCAUUUGUUGUUCA
This is a messenger RNA of Cannabis sativa, 4098 nucleotides long. RefSeq names its product pentatricopeptide repeat-containing protein At3g29290. Gene Ontology annotation, molecular function: protein binding. The record is from RefSeq and is a predicted model, not a curated record. The transcript is spliced from 6 exons. Lineage: Eukaryota; Viridiplantae; Streptophyta; Magnoliopsida; Rosales; Cannabaceae. The coding region runs from base 273 to 2114 and encodes 613 amino acids.